Folsomia candida is the source of this 3132-nucleotide messenger RNA. Its product is annotated as transmembrane protein 45B. The transcript has 5 exons. Lineage: Eukaryota; Metazoa; Arthropoda; Collembola; Entomobryomorpha; Isotomidae. The record is from RefSeq and is a predicted model, not a curated record. Bases 1757 to 2707 code for a protein of 316 amino acids.
CUCAGUCCGAACGUAACGUUCCUACUGAGCAUUGUCCUUCCAUCAUUUCUGUUCGCAUUUAUUAGCAUAUGUAAAUAAACAUUAAUUUACAUAUUGUCAUGAUAUCCGGUGGAAAGUGGUGGGGGUACACCAUCCUCCCAAUUUUUACCCUGCUUUCCUGCACCCCACAUUUGUGGUCACCCGUGGAAGCGUACCGACCCCAAGAAAUCAUUUUAUACUCGGAACAGAAUUUCACCGGAAAACAGAAAAGUUUUUACGAAAGUCAGUCCAACCUGAGUUCCGAUUCGGUGGGGAAGAUUGCUAAAUCACAUUGCGUCGUGAGAGGAUUAUGGCGAGUCCUCGGAACCUUUAGCACCACGCCGACAGCCCGAUUUAUCGAAAAUGUGUAUGGCGAUGGGAAAAAUGGAAAAGUUUGUGGGACAUGGAACACUCCAAAUGUAACGGCCGAGUACAACUCGAUUCUUCUAAUUGGGUCACAAGACUUGGACACGCCAGCCAUCCAGUUUCACACGAGGGCCAGAUUUUACGGGGAACCCGACCUAUUUUUGGACGGGCGCAUUUUAAGACUACAAAAACCCAUGAGUUUCUCAUCCUACGGAUUCACAGGGAGACAUAAUUGGACCCUGUUUCGCACGACGGAUUUGACCGGUCAUUCCGAAUGCUUGGUGGCGAACGGUGACCACGCGGGGGAUUUUAUGGUGACCUUCAAUGUGAACAAGAGCAUGACGGUGGGCUCGAUUUGGCGCGGGUGUGGGGCCUUGGACCCAAAAGUGUUGGGCAGGCAGGCAUUAGAAGGUGGUGGUGGUGGUGGAGGGCGAACUUAUUCAGCGACUGGGUUGAUGCUGGUGGGGCAAGGACUGCUUAUCUUUGUAGGAAUCUAUAUUGGCCCAUUUUACUCUGAUGGGAAUGUCGGGGUUUUCUAGGGAUAUUUUAUAUGAUUCACGUGUUUGAGAAGAAAUAAAAUCUAUGUAACGGACGGAGUAAGUUUUGUAUUAGAAAGUAUUUCAUAUGAAUGUAGGUAAGGUGGAAGAAUUAAGCGUGUUAUUUAUUAUUACCAGUGUAACAUGCAAGGCAAAUAAACUAUACGUGCUGGAAGGUUUGAGGUGGUCAUAAACGCUACGAUAUUUCAUGCAUUUUCACAUUUUCGUGGAAGGAAAUUAAAAAAUAUUACAUUUCCAAUUUCAUAAAGUCAUAAAUUAACAAGGAAACUUUUCUAAGCGAAGGACAGGCUUCUCUGAUUCUGAGAAGAACUAACCAAGACAACGGAUAUCAUAUGCACACACGGAUUUUCAUGCACGCAUCUUUCGUCAUAACUGGUUAUUCCUUAAAUCCAUUCUAAUCUCAAGUAUGGUUUGCAUCCUAUUACGACCACUUUCAUAUCAUCAUCAUCUCUGUUUAGCGCAUCUCGCAUCCGUUAUGCUUAUGUACAACAAAGAGUUAGUGUUUAAGGGAUGCACUUUGUUAUGACGUCAAUGCAUUUAUGUAUGCAUCAUGCUGCAUACAUGUGCGUAGCGUUAACUUGAAAUCUAGUUACAGGGAUUGUCAUAAACGUCCUCGAUUACCACGUAUUCCCACUCCAAUUGCCACCAUAAUGUUUAUUAUUGGUAUGUGCAUGCAUAGUAAUCACUUUCUCAGUAAAUAAAUCUAAAACUGAUGCACGGUGCUAAUCCCAUAUAAAGUUUGGAAACAAGAUGACGAAUCCUCAUUCUGGGUUUGUUAUCUUAUCAAGCAACAUAAUUUUAGACCGUCAAAAAUCAUGGAGUUCACGUUAGAAAACGACAAGUUUGUGAACAUGACAGUGUUGGAAGUUUUGCGGCACGACUUCCAUUUUCCGGGUCAUUUGCUCCCAGGGACGGCGUUUCUACUCAUGGGCUUCUGGUGGAUUUACAACGCCCUCGACAUCUACUUUUCCGAUUAUAAGGACACCGACGCGUCUGAAAAUGCGUGUCUGAUGCGAGAUUGUGACCCCGACUUGGAAAUGAAUUUGAGCAAAAAUUCGGCAAGUAUACGACGCCGAACGUUUACUGCUACGUAUAACGGAGAAAUGCCGGGGUUAUUGCAUUGUGAAGGAUUUUAUAAGCUUUUAUAUGCCAGCGUAGACCUCGGUUGUCACGUCUGGGUCGUAUGCAACGGAGGAAAUCCAAUCGUUGAGGGUCAGCACAUGACGAUCUACAUUUUUUUCAUCAUCGACGCCUUCGUAAAUAUUUUGCACCACACGAGACUGGGUUGCCGAUUUCCAAAGGGGACAGAAUUCAUUCUACCGUCGAUAACCUGGAUCGUAUUUGGCUUUCUCUUCCUGUCCCAUAAACAUGGAAAAGAUGCGAUUCAGAUUUACUACCAUAGCACACUUGCCUGGGUCGCAAUCAGUGUGGGCGUCAUGUCCCUGGUUCAGUUUAAAUAUGAUGAACAAGUACUGGUCGCAUUGGUUCGGGGGAUUUCCUGUGCGUUGGCUGGAUCCUGGUUGUACCAGAUUGCAUUCUCAUUUCAUAAUCCGUUGAAUGGGAUAACCCAAAUUUACGUGCAGCAAGCUAUGGAGAACCACUCGCCUGAACAUGACCACAAUACAGUGCUGGGAGUUAUGAGAGCCAGCUCAUAUCUGACGUGGCAUCUAAUUGGCAUUAUCUUAAUAGUUGGAAUCCUAUAUAAAUUUGUGUCUGAGAGGAACACAUCAUCAGCCAUUUAUUACGAAAGGAUUGGGUGUUGUUAAAUCUAUAAAAUAAUGGGUAUUUAAGCAAUAAGGAAAAUAAUUAAGAAUUUUUUAAUUAAGUAUUAUUAGUUCGAAAGACUGAUUAUUUCUAGAUUUGUACGAAAAGGUUUGUAAUUUACACGUGUCUAUGAUCUCAAAUUAAAAUAUUUAACGUAUUAUAACCGCACGGUUAAAGAAUUUGAAAAAGUAUUUAUUUCAUUUUAAUAUUCACAAGAGUCGAGAGCGACAAAGCUUAAAACUGAUUUGAGUAGAAGUUUGAAUAAUAUUGCAUAUUUAUGUUGUACUUUGGUAAAAUAGAUACACAUUUGACGUCAAAUAUUGGCAAUUUGUCACAUUUACUUAAUUCGUCUGAAACUAUUGCUUGUUUCACCCAUAAGAAUUAUUUGAUAUGAAUAUGAUUUUUAAACAUUGAUACAAUUAAAUUG